Molecule: messenger RNA, 1153 nt
Organism: Bactrocera tryoni
Lineage: Eukaryota; Metazoa; Arthropoda; Insecta; Diptera; Tephritidae
Product: phospholipid scramblase 2-like
Exons: 3
Coding region: 32-733 (233 amino acids)
Biological process (GO): plasma membrane phospholipid scrambling
Cellular component (GO): plasma membrane
Molecular function (GO): phospholipid scramblase activity
Source: RefSeq, a predicted model, not a curated record
UUCAACAUUACUUCUAUUUUCAGGCGACUGGAUGAGUAUACCCGCCGGAAUACCGAAUUGUCCACGCGGCUUGGAGUACCUUACGAUGGUCGACCAGCUUUUGGUUAAACAAAAAGUCGAAUUACUUGAAGCUUUCACCGGCUUCGAAACCAAUAAUAAAUUCUCCAUAAAAAAUGCGCUCGGCCAAAAAGUCUAUUACGCUGUAGAGGACAACGAUUGCUGCACGCGUAAUAUGUGUGGCCCCGCACGUCCUUUUGAUAUGAAAGUUUUCGAUAAUUUCCGUAAUGAAGUCAUCCAUAUGUAUCGCCCAUUAGCCUGUUCGGCAUGUUGUUUUCCCUGUUGCCUACAAACAAUGGAAGUGUCCGCACCGCCGGGCAAUGUAAUUGGCACCAUCGAGCAAGAAUGGUCCAUCUGUUCGCCAUCAUUUCGCAUAAAAAAUCAUAUUGGCGAUACCGUGUUACGCAUCGAAGGACCCAUUUGCACGUUUUCAAUGUGUGGUGAUGUAGAAUUUAAGGUGGUUUCUUUAACCGGUGAGCCUGUAGGGAAGAUCUCAAAACAAUGGUCUGGUUUGGCGCGCGAAAUAUUCACCGAUGCAGAUUUCUUUGGUAUUACCUUUCCGAUGGACUUGGAUGUGCGCAUGAAGGCUGUGCUUUUGGGUGCCACUUUCCUUAUUGAUGCCAUGUUCUUUGAAAAACAAGCAAAUCGUGAAGGCGACCGUCCAGGCAUGUUCUAAACAAUACGGCUUUAAUAAAAUAUUAAAAAAGUGUAUAACAAUCAAACCAUAUGCACCAUUUGGUGUUCUUUGAUAUUAAAUUUGAAAUUUAUCUCAAUAAUAUUUUAUUCGAAUGUAAAAAAUACAAAUUUUUGGAUAUAAUAUGACGUACUAGUCACCUUUAAACCAAAGUAAAAAAAAAAAAGUUUAUUUAAAACUAAAAUAUUUUUAAACUACAGCGAACAUAUGAAUUAAAAAAAAAACGUUUUUGUUGUCAAUUGAAUUGCUUUCAUCGCUUUUAAAGUGUGAUAAAUUAUUUAUAUAUGCAUUUUAUAUAAAUUGUUGUACUAAGUCAAUAGAAUUCUGUAGUAAAAAGUUUAAUGUAUGUAUAUACUCACUAAAAAUUCAUGUACAAUAACUGUAAAGAAUGUAGAUAGGCAA